ACAGUAUGAUAUUAAGGUAAACAAUAGAUUUGAGAGAUGCAACGUUGGCAGGAGUACAUCAGAGUGCGGUUCUAGGCUGGUGAUGAAAAUAUUAUUAGUUAUAGGCUCCAGCGGAAUGAGGAAUGCACCUAUUGCCUUGCUAAUACGGUGGGGGUGGGGGGAAAUACAGGCUGCUUGAUUUAUUCUGGUACAAUACUUGUUAGCGGUAACCAGGCUGAGGAUGAGCUGUUGUGUGAUUUCUGUGGUGUGCAGCUGACCAGAUUUUGCUUCAGAUUCUAAUAUCCGCAAUUCAGUUUCGCCUACCGCGAAGAGGAGGAGGAAGAAAAGGGCAAAAUUGAAAGUUUACUUAAACGGAAACUUAGCAAGGGAAAGCCUGGGCUGCCGGAACAAGUCGCUGCAGAUAGUAGGCACAUUUCCUCCGACCAUUUAAAGGCAGAGUUUGAACAGAUUUAAUGAGCUCGUUUCACGUGUUGUGUUAAUUGAGAAGUAAGUUCUUACCGGUACUGUCGUGCCGCUUAAUAAUAUAAUAACUUGACCUGCCUGCAUACCGUAGCAGCUCACAUUCACCUCUGCAUACGUUUCAGGAAAAUGAAACGCUGUUACACAAUAUAACGUUCUUUUUAGACCAUUCAACACAUCAGACUAACUAUGGAUUAAACAUGGUUUUAAAAUUUUACGGUAACUUCCUGAUGAUAUAUAUUUCUCGUUUUGGCAAUUUAGGUACCCAACGAGGGACCGCAGCAACAGUAGAGACGUACGUUAGGGUGCAUUAUCAGUCUCCAGAAUGGCGCCAGUGCCGAAGUACUGUCUGGGGCAACAUGAGGUCAGCCCAAGUUGAGCAGGGGUCAAUUUUAUAGCCUUGGAUCCGUGCAGGUUGAGCUCCAGCGGUAUCUGUACCGAUAACCCAGAAGGUUUAGACUGGAUCAGGCCUUGUAAAGACCGUGCAGAUUUUUAUCCCGGAUCACAAUGCACAGCUCAAGAUAUGGCACGGUGCAGGGUUGGCCAGAUCUUUUCUCGGGUGCGCGGCCUGCAACUUGAGCAAGGCCAGUGUUUUGCUGAAGUUGGAGCACCUCGGCGCUAAAACUGCGCGCACUUCCCCACCACGGAGAAGGAAGCGCCUGGGAUUAAAGACGGCGGCUCGAAGCGGUACCACGGGGAUCGUUGUCUUCGGGUGGGAGACCUUACGGACGACGGUGCAGAGCGCAGAGAACGGGAAGGGGUUCGUCUGCCGGGGAGAUGCUGAGGAUUCGCCACUGACGUGUCUCUCUGCCAAAAUUCGGGAGAUCAUCACCAGAAAUUUCAUGGAGGAGCAGGCAUCAGUUUAUCCCCUGGAGAUGUCGUCCGUGCUGCCUCUUCAAGAAGAGAACAGCAUCCUGCAGCAGGAGCUGUCGCGCAUUGAGGACCUACUAGCUCAGAGCCGAGCUGAGCGGGAUGAGCUGGCGAUUAAAUACAACGCCAUCAGUGAGCGGCUGGAGCAGGCCCUGAGGCUGGAGACCGGAGACAGGGAGCGCGAGUGCCUGGAGAGCAAAAGCCUGGCACAGCAGAACGUCGAGCUGCGUCGGCGGCUGGAGGAGGAGCAGGCUUCCUACAAGCGCAAGCUCCAGGCCUACCAGGAAGGCCAACAGCGACAGGCCCAACUCGUCCAGAAACUUCAGUCCAAGGUCCUUCAGUACAAGAAGAAAUGUGGCGACGUGGAGCAGCAGCUGCUUGAGAAGGCCACGGAACUGGAGCAGCAUCGCCUGUCGAGACGCCUGGAUGUGACUGAAAUACAGGUGACGCAGUCUGAGGAGGAGCAAAGCAACGAGCUGGAGAAUGCCCUGAUCCGGCUGGAAGAGGAGCAGCAGAGAGGGGCCAGCCUCGCCCACGUGAACUCCAUGCUCCGAGAGCAGUUGGACCAGGCCAACUCUGCCAACCUGGCCCUGAGUGAGGACAUUCGCAAGCUGACCUCUGACUGGACAAAGGCUCGGGAGGAGCUCGAGCAGAAGGAGGUGGAGUGGAGGCACGAGGAGGAGUCCUUCAAUAUGUACUUCAGUAAUGAACACACUCGCCUGCUGACACUCUGGAGACAAGUCGUGAGUUUCAGACGUCACUUCUGUGGGAUAAAAUCAGCCAGUGAACGGGACCUGUCCGAGCUGCGGAACGACCUGGCCAGAACAUCGCGCACGAUCCACGCCUCGUGCCUGAACCUGAGCGGCCACCUCCGGCAGUCGGAGAGCAGCACGGCCGCCGCGCUGGAGAAGCGUUCAGCCCAGCUGGAGCAGCUGGAGGAGCAGCUCCGCGACAAGGUGCGCGAGAUGAUGCGGCUGCAGGCCAAGUGCGACCAGGAGAAGGCCGAGCAGAACGCCAGGAUCACGGAGCUGAUGGUGACCGUCGAGCGACUGAGGACUCAGAACAGUGAGAAGGAGAAGACCAUCAAUGGCCUGAGCCAGACGGUGGAGAACCUGGAGUCAAGACGAGCCGAGGCACAAGACGUACAGGAUGGGACUCAGUUUGAGUCCGUGAAAGCAGAGGUGGAAUCUUUGCAUCAAAUACUGAGAGACAUUACCCAGGUCAUCAUUACUGAUGCCGACGGUGGGGCUCAGGCCGUGCCCGCUGAGCGGACCGGUGAGGUCGCCGAGACGGACUCCUCUCUGUACAGCCCCCUGGGGUUCUCGUCACGCCUGCGCACGCCGUCACCUCACCGGCGCCCCUCGCCCCGCCGCAGCCACUCGCCGGGACACCGCCUGUCACCCGCCAUCGCCGACUCCAUGUGCUCGGCCAUCCAGGGCGCGGUGCAGAAGAAGCAGCUCCAGAUACAGGAACUGCGUGCUAAGUAUGAAGCAGCCCAGGACUCGGUGGCCAGCCUGAAGAAGUACCUGGCCGACAGCGAGAAUGAGCGCCGGGCGCUGGAGCAGCAGAUCCUGAAGCUCAGGGAGGAGACCGAGGACUUGCUGAGGGCCAAGGAUGAUGCCAAGCGCGACGCCAAUCGUUUCCGCUCUUCUGCCGACCUGCUGGGAAGCGAGAAGUCGAACUUGGAGAAGACCCUUCAGUCUCUGCAACUGCAGACUGAGAUGGCGCAGCAGGAGAAUGAGAGGCUGCAGCUGGCCAACGGGGAACUGCAGCGGCAGCGAGACAACCUGGAGGACGAGAAGGAGGACAUUCUGAAGGACAAGGAGAGGGCGCAGAAGAAAGUUGACCGAGGCCACAAGUUGAUCGAGCAGCUGGAAGGGAAGAGCUCGAGUGUGAAAAAGGAGCUGGUGCAGGUUAAGGAGACAUUGAGGCAAGCUUCAUUGGACAGGGAGGUUCUGGAGAGCGAGAAGGCUGAAAUUAAAGAGGCACUGUCCAAGGUGCAGAGUGCCAACGCGGAGAUGGAGGUGGCCCUGAGCAAGCUGCGGACAGAGCAAGCCUCUCUGCGGGAUUCUCUGUCCAAGAUGAGUGCCUUCAAUGAGGGGCUGGCCCAGGACAAAGUGCAGCUGAACAAGAUCAUCCUGGUGCUGGAGGAUGAGAAGACGAUGCUGCUCGCUCAGAAGAAAGAAGUGGAACAGGAGAAGACCUCAAUCCGGGAUGAGCUGGUCCGCCUGGAGCAAGAGAAGCUGGACCUCCACAACGAGCGCCACAGCCUGGAGCAGACCCUGCAGAUGAUGGAGCAGAGCCGUGAGAACCUGGAGCAGGAUCUGAAGACCUGUCAGCAGGAGAAGGGAGAACUGCAGGAACAACUGGGACAGGUGACUCGACAGAGGAACAGCGCGAGCGAGGAGCUGGCGCAGGUGCGCCACGAGAUUGAGCGGCACAACGAGGCGCUGCUUCGCGCGGCCAGAGAGAAGGAGGAACUGACCAGGCUGAAGGCGAGCCUCGAGGUCCAGCUCACCGCGUCAGAGCGCGAGAACAGGGCGCUGGCAGAUGAAGGGGCAGGUGUCAGGACUGAGAAGGAGGCCCUGGAGACGACACUGUUCGACACCAGGCAAUGGCUGACCAUGCUGGAGACGCAAAAGGAACAGGCCGAAGGCGAGAAUCAGGCCCUACUCCUGGCCAAAGAGGCUCUGCAAGCUGAGAAUAACCGUAUACGGAAGGAAAUGGAGGUGGAGCUGACCAAGUGGGAACGGGACAAAGAACUCCUCGCUCAGAAACUCUCCCAAGCCGAGCGAGAAGCGCAGGCUGCCCUGAAAAACGAGCAGGCAGCCCACGAGGAAGAUGUGGAUCGUCUGCAGCGAGAGAAGGAAUCCUUGCGCUUGGGGCUGGAGGAGGAACGGGAGGAGCUGUUGCACCAGCUGAAGCAGGAGCGUGAGGAGCUGUGUGCUCGCUUUGAGGCCGAGCGAGAGGAACUCGGCGAGGAGAUCACCGCCCUGCAACAGGAGCGAGAUGAAGCUCUGUUGCUGGCUGAGAAUGAGAAGCAGCAGGCCUUAUCCUUGAAGGAGUCGGAGAAGGCCAUUCUCUCGGAGAAGCUCACCAGCGUCCAGCGGGAGCUUGCGAACGUUUCAGUGGACAUGGAGCAACUGAGGCGCGACGCUAACAACCGGCAUGAACAGGACCGAAACCAAAUUAAUAAUUUGACUUCGGAGUUGAAGAAUUUCCAUUCCCGGUUUGAGGAAACUGUCAGUAUCCAUGAGCAAGAGAUGAAGACCCAGAAUGAGCAGUUCAAGGACCUGAUGAGACAGCGUGAAGCUACACUCCGGGAGGUGGAAGAGUUAAAGAUGCAGCUUCAAGUGGCUGAAGAUGCCCGCGACAGCAUCCGGCGCGACCUGAUUGAAGCUCACCGUAGGAUCCGGGAACAGCAGGAGACUCAGGAGGUCCAGCGUAAAGAAAUCCUGGACCUGAAACGCUCGGUCACCGAUGAAGUGAAGGAGAAGGAAGCGUUGCAACAAUCAAACGAGGAGCUUAGGUUCAACAUCAAGAAAGCAGAGAGUGAAAGAAUCAGUCUGAAACGAGCCAACGAGGAGAAGGAGCAGAAGAUCUCUGUUCUGGAAGAGGCAAAGGCAAACUUUGAGAAGGAAUCAGCAGAUCUCCGGGCGAGUCUCCGCGAAGUUGAGAAAUCACGCCUGGAAGCACGCCGAGAGCUUCAGGACUUGCAUCGACAGGUAAAGACACUGGACACUGAAAAGAUGAAGAAGACCAAGGAGAUUGUGGAUCUCCAGACCCGCGUGACUCUGAACGAGCAGCGAGAAGAAGAAUACCGGCGUGAGUCGUUUGAACUGAAACACAAAAUUCUGCAAACCGAAGCCAGCAGGGAAUCCACUCGGAAAGAGCUGGCCAACCUUCAGCGGAGGCUGACGGAAGCAGAGCACGAGUUCCGCAUCCGAGAGAAGGACCUGGCGGGAAGUCUGGAGGAAGCCCAGGGGAACGGGAAGAAGCUGCUGGACAACACACGCAACCUGGAGCUGAAGCUGGAGAAAGCCCAGGUGGAAGUUCACGAGCUCUGCCUGAAACUGAGCGCUGCGGAGGGACGGGUGAACGGGCUGGAGGGCGAGCUGGCGCGGGUGGAGGGGCAGAAGCGGGACCUGGAGUUCAAGCUGAGCUGCCUGUACUCCGCCCUCCGCCGCACACUGGGAAUCAGCCGGUCUGGACGGUCACGGAGUCCGGCAAACCGUGGGCAAAGUGCCUCGCCCCACAGACGGCACUCUCCAACUAAAGGCUUCGACAACACCUUCACCACCACGACAGACGGCCAGGGCAGCCCUAUCCCUCGGACCGGGACACCUGAGCGUAGCACCACCUCCCGCCCCGCGUCACCCAGUCACUCGCAGUCCCCCUCCUGCGGUGAGCAGUGCGGGGCAGAUAUUGACCCGGAGGUGGUCCGAGCAGGCCUGCGAGAUUUCCUUCAGGAGCUGAGGGACGCACAGAGGGACCGGGACGAAGCCCGUAUUCUUGUGUCCAACCUGAGCAGACAGCUGAAAGAGCUGGAGUCCGAUCGGGACAAUGCCAGCAGCCGCCUGCAACAGCUGCAGAAGUCACUGGCUGAGUGCGAGGAAGGUAAGAAGGGCGUUGACGGCCGACUGAGCAGCGCGCAGACCGCGCUGAUGCUGCAGGAAGAGACGAUCCGCCGCAGCGAGCGAGAGCGCAAAGUCCUGCUCGAUAAGAUCGCUACGCUGGAGAGAGCGGUCCAGACAGCCGACGCCGACAGGAGGACCACACAGGACAAGAUCAGCAAAAUGAAAGCCAACGAGGCCAAGCUGGAGAACGACAAGCGUAAGCUGAAGGAGGUCUUGGACGCCUCCGAGAGCCACUCCACGAAGCUGGAGCUGGCUCGCCGCUCGCUGGAGGGGGAGCUGCAGCGGACGAGGCUGGCAAUGAGUGACCGCCAGGCCGAGGUCCAGCUGCUGCAGGAGCGCGUGGAGAGCCUGCAGCGGCAGUUGGCCGGCAGCCACUCCAAGAGCAACAGCCUGCAGCUGACGGUCGACCGGCUGAACGCCUCGCUGGCCAAGUCGGAGGAGGGGGAGAGCCAACUGAAAGACAAGGUGCAGAGCCUGUCCCUGACGCUGUCCGACAAGACGGCCGGUACCUCGGCCCUCCAGGAGAAGGUCCAGCAGCUGCAGAAGGCCCUGAGCAGCAGUGAGCAUGACCGUCGCAUCCUCCAGGAGCGUCUGGAGGCGGCGCGUCAGGCGGUCAUCGAGACGAAGAAGCAGAACUCGUCGCUGUCUGACAGGGUGCAGGGCCUGCAGAACGAGCUGCAGGACAUGGAGCUGCAGCGGGCAGAGCUUGAAAGGCAGCUACGCAAACAGCAGGAGGUCCUGCACCAGCACCAGGAAAGCGACGAGAUGGCGCUGCAGAGUGUGCAGAAGCUCCAGGAGGAGAAGCACCUUUACCAGGAGCGCCUGGGGGUCCUGCAGCGAGCCGUGGCCCAGCUGGAGAACGAGAAGCGGGAGCUGGAGCGGUCAUCCGUCCGACUGGAGAAGGAUAAAGCGGCCCUGAAGAAGACAUUGGACAAGGUUGAGCGCGAGCGGCUGCGGUCGGAGGAAGAUACCCUGCGUGUGUCCGCGGAGAAGGGUCGCCUGGACCACUCCCUCGCAACGGUAGAGCAAGAGCUCGUGGAAGCCCAAAGACAGACCCAGCAGCUUCAGGCUCAGCUUUCAGACGUAGAACAGAGCCACUCCCAAAGCCUAAUUGAAGCGGCUGCCCGCCACCGGCAGGAGCUCCUGAAGGAGACGGAACGGUUGCGUGCCGCUCAGCUACAGACGGAGAGGACCCUGGAAGCACGGGAGCGGGCUCAUCGACAGCGCGUGAAGGGACUCGAGGAACAGGUACUAACACUGAAGGAACAGCUACAGCAGGAACUCCGACGGCACCAACCUCAGUAUUCCCACUCCAUCACCUCUGGAAAUUGACUCCAUUCCAGACUGUUUACAACAGCGAUAUAGCAGGCUGCCAGCCUGCAUUCUCUUACACCAGACCCCCAUUGAUAGCAGAGUCAAGAAGACUUCCCCACCUACCCAACAUCUGGAUCAAAUCAUCAUUCACACGCUCCAUUGUCUUGUGUUUGUAUUACAAAGACCACUCAGAGGGGUUUUGCCAAGGCCUCAGGGAAAUGCGCAGGUUUCUGCCCAUUUUGGUAGCUGAAAUGACGGUUCCGACUUUGAAAGGGCUUCCGGGUGUGGGAGGAUUAGACUUGCUGAUCAGUGACGGUUGGGAUUCCUGCACUGCUGUCUGCCGAUUAAAUCCCGCUGUUUCUUGAGCUUGUAUCCAAAUGGAGUCGACCCCUGAGCAAACAAGAGAAAACCUGCAGGCGCUGGAAAUCCAGAGCAACACACACAAAAUGCUGGAGGAACUCAGCAGGCCAGGCAGCGUCUGUGGGGAAAAAAGCACAGGCAACGUUUCAGGCCAAAACCCUUCAGCAGGACUGAGGGAAAAAAGAGCUGAGGAGUAGAUUUGAAAGGCGAGGGAGAGAGAAACACCGGGUGACAGAUGAACCUUGCAGGGUGAGGUAUGAGGCAAAGAGCUAGGAAGUUGACUGGUGAAAGAGACAGAAGGCCAUGGAAGAAAGGUGGAGUGGAGAUGCUCGGCAAAGUGUUACACCUGCCUCUACACCUCCCUCAGUACCAUUCAGGGCCCCAAACAGUCCUUCCAGGUGAGGCAACACUUCACCUGUGAGUCUGUUGAGGUCACGGACUGUGGCCUUUUGUAUAUCGGUGAGACCUGGCAUAGAUUGUGGGACUGCUUUGCCGAGCACCUACUCCUCGCCCACCAGUACAAGCGGGAUCUCCCAGUGGCCACCCAUUUUAAUUCCAUUUCCCAUUCCCAUUCCGAUAUGUCCACUGUCGCGAGAAGGCCACACUGAGGUUGGGGAACAACACCAUAUAUUCCAUUUGGGUAGCCUCCAACCUGAUGGCAUGAGCAUCGAUUUCUCAAACUUCUGGUAAUGGCUUCCCCCCCCCCCCCACAUCAUUUCCCACCCCCCUUUCCUCUCGUGUUAUCUCCUUGCCCGCCCAUUGCCUCCCUCUGGUGCUCCUCCCCCACCCCACCCCUUUUUUCUUUCUUCCAUGGUCUUCUGUCUCUUUCACCAGUCGACAUCCUCGCUCUUUGCUUCAUCCCUCCUGCUCCAAGUUUCACCUACCGCCUGGUGUUUCUCUCUCCCCUCUCCCCCACCUCAGUUUUUUUUCUCCAGUCCAGCCGAAGGGUUUCGGCCCGAAACGAUGACUGUGCUUUUUUACCACAGACGCUGCCCGGCCUGCUUAGGCCUCUGAGCAUUUGGUUAACGGACCUGGAAACAUUCCUGACAUGACAGUCCAGCUCCUAAUUCAACUCUCGCCAAUGCCGUUUCAAGUGUGUCAGCUGGAAAUAGCCCUGGCCUAGUUAUGCACUACUGGGCCGUGUGUUUUCGUGCACUCGCUCUUCCACCUGACUUGUGAGUAGCUGUGCGCCAUUGCUCCAUCCACAGACACACAACGCAUUCAGCUCAGCCAACAUUCUGGCCCAGCUGGGCACCGCUUCCCCCCUGUCUGCCUGUUGUAGAGUCCUGGAGCAUUUGGAGCCAGUCGGACUGGUUUCAAAUUAGUCUCAUUUGUUUGUUUGCAUUUAAAGUUGGGUAUUAUGAACGAAUUAGUUGUUUACAUAAAACAAGAUAUCUGGUUAACAAUGCAUUCUGAAAUUAUAAUUGGUGAGUCCAAUACACCCACAGGGACCAGUAAUUUUUGAUGGGAGGUGAUGUUUACUUUUGUUAUUUUUGUGUUUGUUACUUUUGGGGGAUAUGCACAGCCUAGGAGAGUUGGGGUGAGUCUUUAGUGGUGUGGCUUACCCAAUGAUUACAAAGCAUGUGAAGCAUGCACACAUAUGUGUUCAAUGUUUUCUCUAAGCAUUAGCUCUGUUACCUGCCCACGGGGAGUAAAGACCCAAAAGAUCCUUCAAGGUGGACACAGAAAAUCCACGUCACUAGUCUUUUGACAGGACUCCUGCUUUUUUGCAAGCUGGUCUCAGCCUGGAGUUGUUGUUAAUUAUUAAGGCUUUCGAUGGCUUUUCAUUAGUCUCAAAGCAAAUGGUGCGACUGAAAGCAAGCCUCAUCCAUUGCCAUCAGCUGUACUGGAUUGGGCGGCAAGGUUGAGGUUAGCUCGGGGGUCGGAGUUCAGAGCUCAUUUCCAACACCGUGUGGAAGGAGUCUCUGUACGUCGUCCGCGUGGAGUGCGAGGGGUUUCCUCGGGUGCUCCGGUUUCAACCCACACUCCAAAGUUGUACUGGGUAGGUUAAUUGUCCUGUGAUUAGAUUAAGGUUAAUGAGAGCUGUCAGAGGUUGCUGAGGUGGCGAGGCUCAAAGGGCAGGAAAGGCCAACUCCGCCCUGUAUCGCUAAAUAAACAAACAGAUUGAUUGAUUGGCAAGAAAUGGAGUUCAGUGGUGGAAUUGCUGUUUGCUUUUUAGUUGAACCUCUACAGGUGAGGAAAAUUCAGAAACCAGAAGAACUGACAGCUUGAUUAAGGUUGUUCCAAAAUGUGUCACAGCCAUUAUUUCUUUGGAACCUUGUCACUAUUGUUAUCCAGGAAGUAUGGCAGCCAGAUUCUCCCCAAAAAGCACUGUGAUAGUGACUACAUAAUCUGCCUCUUUUUAUUGUUGGGCGAGGAAUAACUGCAGAGCUAAAGACUGGAGAGAACUUUCUUUUCCUUCUAAGUAACAUCCUGAAAUCAGUGUGGAGAAAGGUGGCGAUGAUUGAAAUGUUGACUCUAACCCUGUCACAUAUGGGUCAUGGAAUACAAUGAUGAAUAAAGAGACAACACUUCUCGUUGUGCGUUUUCUCCCACUUCAGUUUCCAACUCUUAAUCCACAAGUGUCCGUAGAACAUAAACCGUUAGUUCCCUGAUCAGCAUCAACCAUUUUGAGCAGAGUUGCGAAUCAUGGUUGGACGUCGGCUGGUUAUAAGUUACUGUGGUGCCAGACUAGCAAAUGCUGGGAACGCUUGCUUCCAGGCCAACAGGAAAGAGUAGGCCAGUCAGGCAGUUUUUAAUGAUGGAACUGAAAGGCUUUGAGGUAAGAUGAUUACAAAGUUUUGAUGCAGUUAAUGCAGACCAAGCCACAUUAAACCAGACGGUGUUUUUAUUAUCUUGAUACAAGAGCUUCCCUAAUCCCUCUCAGAGCAUGCGGGAUACCGAGUCAUCCAAAAUGGAGAGGCCUCAAAUUUAACCCUGAUCGGCAGUGAGUAGGCCUGAGAAAAUUAAGGUAGCAGUUGACGCUUUAGUACCUGGGAGAAGUCUGAUUGGUUCUCUCCCAAAAGGGCCUGUGAUCGUUAGAGGGGAAAGAGCUGCAAACUUGAACCUGAACCUGUCAUUGUGCAAGUUCACUCAAGAGCAUUUGGCAGCGAGGCCUGGUAAACGGUGAAGCUGGUAAAUUGUCCAAGGCACCAGGAGCCCAGCUGAAUUUGAUCAGGUAUCUUUGCUGAGCUGGCAUAGAAUUUCACUGAAUGGUGCAUUAAUUCUUGACUGCAAAGGGAGCCUCUGUACGAUUAGAGACUGUGCACAAGGUGCUUGUUUGCACGCCAUUAGAUAUGCAUUCCUUAUAAUUUAAUAUAAGUUAUGUUACUGGGGUUGAAGAUAGGUUUAAUUUAAUACAUUCAUCAUCCAGAAUGCAAUUAUUUCUACAGUUAUCAAGGAUAUAUCCUUUCAGUAUGACCAUAAAAACAUUUAGUUUUAAAGUACUUUAAUAACUAGCAGUUGGCAAAAACAAGCUUUUAAUUGUUUGAGAAAGCUAAUAAAUUGAAUUCUGGUGUCAACUUUAAUUCAGUGCACUCAAAUCUGAAGUCCAUUGUUUGACAGCAGCUUAUGGAGAGUAAACACUAUAUCAAAGAUUACUCAAUCCAGAACCAAUGCAGAUGAAUAGUUCCAUCAACUAACUGGACCAAUACAUUUUUAUUAAGUAUCACUUUUUCAAAAAAAAAGAUUUAUGCUUACAA
Hypanus sabinus (Atlantic stingray) is the source of this 11341-nucleotide messenger RNA. Its product is annotated as rootletin-like. Gene Ontology annotation, biological process: centrosome cycle. The transcript has 36 exons. Bases 1302 to 7298 code for a protein of 1998 amino acids. Lineage: Eukaryota; Metazoa; Chordata; Chondrichthyes; Myliobatiformes; Dasyatidae. The record is from RefSeq and is a predicted model, not a curated record.